CUACCAGUUUCUAUCAGUGCAAAAAUGACUUCUUUUAGAAAAAGUGACUCAAGUGAAGGAAUAAUGUCAAUUUUGUGGAUAUACGUUGCAUUGGAAUGUUGCGUGGCCACUAUGAAUCUGUCGUGGGUUCAUGCUUACGACGGGAUUGAGUUUAGUAUAAAUGAUAUCAUGAACACCCAAAUGAUGCCUUUUCACAUAUUUCUUUACGAGCUCAACCCAACUAUAAGGAGAAACUAUACAACUGACUUUACACCGGCCUUAGCUACGAUGAACUAUCACAGAAAAAUGAUGCAGCAGUUCAUGGCUUCUGAUUACCUUACGAAGCAAAUAUUGCACUUAAACGCAGGCAGAUAUGCACAAAAAAUAAAAAGACGCGUCGGUGAAUUUCAAAAUAAAUCUAAUUUAUUCAAUGACGAUAAUCAUACGUACCUGUUCGACGACGGUUCUACCAGAUAUAAUACUUGGCUAAGGACAACAACACUUGACGAUAUCCAACAUCAGUUGAAUCAUGCUGCAAGCAAUUUAAAAAACAUCGAGAGUCCAAUUCGAAGACAAAUAAUAAGCCCAGUUACGAAAUCUACUUUGGUGGCCUAUGAGGCGGAAGAAGAUAUCGAUUCUGGCGAUAUUACUGGCUACGCAUACGACAAUUCGCACAAUGACAGCCAAUAUUUCAAUCCGAAUCUCCUUAGAGUAUCGCAGAUGCCACGAUUAUUAACAAAAGGACCAAAGACUAGUGCUCAAGUUAAACAAAUUAACAAAAGUGGUUAUGACACAGCUUUCGAAGACUAUGGAAUACAUCACCCUCCACCGGAAUCAGCAAAUGCCAUGUCACAGCCAACAAAGCAAAUUAAGGAAAUCAGUCUUAAAGAUAUUACAGACAUCGCUUUAACGACGCUAGCAUUUUUAUCUUUUGGGAUGUUCAUACUGCAGGUUCUGAUGUGCAUAACUAUGAGUAAAGAAGAUAGUAAUAAUUUAAUGAUGCUACCUAUGGAAGCUACCGAGUCAGUUGAAACAAAUGAUGGGACUGAAGAAAUACGGCGAAGAAAACGAUCUGUUCCGCAGAGUUCACCAAUAUUAGUGGGGGCAAAUCAACUGACUCAAACUUUAUUGACUACAAUCGAUAAUUUAUACUUAAGUGACAACAAAAAUGUCAAUAUGAAGUAUUAUUUUCAACUUUUAUGCGGAUAUGGUGCUAACAACACGAAAUUGAGAAAAAUACAAAAAAUAUGGACUAUACUUUAUAGGCAUAAAGAGCCAAUUAUGUCAGACGAAAUGGGCGUGUUAAAACAUAUAAGACUACUCCUAGAGAAGUAG
Drosophila hydei is the source of this 1314-nucleotide messenger RNA. RefSeq lists its product as uncharacterized. The record is from RefSeq and is a predicted model, not a curated record. Bases 25 to 1314 code for a protein of 429 amino acids. The transcript is spliced from 8 exons. NCBI's taxonomy places the organism in Eukaryota, Metazoa, Arthropoda, Insecta, Diptera, Drosophilidae.